Messenger RNA from Diorhabda carinulata, 2616 nucleotides. RefSeq names its product poly(A) polymerase type 3 (gene hrg). Gene Ontology annotation, molecular function: poly(A) RNA polymerase activity; RNA binding. Bases 282 to 2111 code for a protein of 609 amino acids. The record is from RefSeq and is a predicted model, not a curated record. Lineage: Eukaryota; Metazoa; Arthropoda; Insecta; Coleoptera; Chrysomelidae. The transcript is spliced from 8 exons. Gene Ontology annotation, cellular component: nucleus.
AGUCAUUUUGUACUCAUUUGUGAAAACGUAUGUCAAUGACAGUUUUGUUGAACAUCACGUUAUCAUUAUUUUUUUUUUAAUAAUGUUCUUCAACAGAUCUUCAAUAAGAAAUAAGUUAGUCACAAAUUAAUUCGUCUGUAACUAUCUGUGCUCUGUUGUGAAGUGUAAAUAAUAAUAAUAAUUUUAUAUUAAUACGAGUCCAACAAAUUUUUGUCUUUGUUUUGGGUAUUGUUGAAGAAUAAUAAAUAUAUAUUUACUAUACUUAAAGCAACUGAAUCAAAAUGUGGAAGACGCAAGCAGUGCACAUUAGAACUUAUAAUAAAGAAAAUAACACGGAUAAGAACAACGAAAAAAUAACAACUCUUGGAAUGACUUCAGCGAUAUCAACUGCUUAUCCUAAACCAGCAGAUUUAAUCAAAACUGAAGAACUUAUAGAAGCUUUAAAACCUUUUGAUGUAUUCGAAAGUAAACAAGAAUUGAAUAAAAGGAUGCAUAUCCUAGGAAAACUAUAUAUCUUAGUUAAAAGGUGGAUUAAAGAAGUAUCUCUUAAAAAUAAUAUGCCUGAAAUUGUUGCAGAGAAUGUAGGAGGAAAAGUUUAUACAUUUGGAAGUUAUAGAUUGGGAGUACACAGCAAAGGAACUGAUAUAGAUGCACUUUGUGUAGCACCUAGACAUAUUUAUCGAUCAGAUUUCUUCACUUCUUUCUAUCAAUUAUUGAAAGAACAACCAGAAGUUACAGAUCUCAGGGCAGUAGAAGAAGCUUACGUACCUGUAAUAAAGAUGAAUUUUGAUGGCAUAGAAAUUGAUAUGCUUUUCGCGCAAUUAUUACUAAAAGAAAUACCUGACUCUAUGGAUUUGAAAGAUGAUAUGUUGUUAAAACAUUUGGAUGCUAAGUGUGUUAGAAGUUUGAACGGUUGUAGAGUCACCGAUGAAAUUUUAAGUCUGGUACCUAAUAUUGAAAAUUUUAGACUGACUUUGAGAGCAAUCAAACUUUGGGCUAAACGUCAUGGAAUAUACAGUAAUGCAUUAGGAUACCUCGGAGGUGUAUCAUGGGCAAUGUUAGUUGCUAGAACUUGUCAGUUGUAUCCAAAUGCAGCUCCUUCGACUUUAGUGCAUAAAUUUUUUCUAAUUUUUUCCAAAUGGAAGUGGCCACAACCUGUCUUGCUUAAACAACCCUCAAAUGUGAACCUAGGAUUUGUUGUGUGGGAUCCAAGGAUAAAUAUUCAAGAUAGGUACCACUUGAUGCCCAUCAUAACGCCUGCUUAUCCACAACAAAAUUCAACUUUUAACGUCUCUCAAUCUACAAGACAUAUUAUGGUAAACGAAUUCAAACAAGGUCUCACUAUUACGGAAGAAAUUAUGUUAGGAAAAGCAAAUUGGGAUAAAUUAUUCGAACAACCACCAUUUUUCACUAAAUACAAACAUUUUCUUGUUUUGUUAGUCAAGGCGAAUAAUGCAGAUGACCAUUUGGAAUGGUGUGGGUUAGUUGAGAGCAAGGCAAGAUUACUUGUUGGUAAUUUAGAAAGGAACCCUUUCAUAAUGUUGGCUCACAUAAAUCCUCAAAGUUAUUCCAUGAUUGAACCGGAACCAAACACAGUAGGUUCCAUGUGGUUCAUUGGACUCGAAUUUUCCAAAGCGGAAAACCUUCAAGUAGAUUUAACUAGAGACAUAUUUUGGUUUACAGAACAAGUCAGCAAUCACGCAGCGGCAAUAAAUAUGUGGAAAGAAGGGUUGAGAUUGGACGCCCGGCACGUUAAAAGGAAACAAUUAUCUCAAUAUCUUUCACCUUCUUUAUUGAAAAAAGAAAGGAAAAACAGUAUAACGAAGAAUGGUACAACGCCAGAAAUUAAUAGAAAGAGGACGUCAUCUGAAGCGGUACCAGAAAAUAAAAAUUCGAAUCCGAAUAAGAAAACGAGGUUAUCGGAUGAAAUGAGACCCCAACAGUUUGACGAUAGUUCCAAGGAGUCAAUAAACAUAGAUUCUAGCAGUAAUUUAAGUUUAGCGGAUUCAGAUAUUAAUGUAAGCAGUGCGAAAUCUCCCUCUACUACCCCAAUCCACGUGUCUUCAACUACCACAACACCCGCAAACGUAUCAGAAGCCGUGUGUACGUGACUGGUUUUUUUGAAUUGAAAUUCGUGGUAAGUUAUUUGGGGAUGAUUAUUAAUUCGACCCCCGUAUUUAACCAGCUAUAUUUUGAGGUAAUUUUUUUCCAGUGUCGUUCUAGGUUGUCUUCGCAAAAGAACCUGUUCGUGAUGUUCACGUACGUAUUACAAAAAAAUCCAAACGAAACCAAAAAAUAAAAAACCGGAAACUAACUUGGUGGUAAAAUAUUAUCGCAAAUGGUGCAAUUACUUAUUUUUUUUUUUUUUGAGGAUUCCUCUUCAGGUGUUGUUUAAAUUGUGAAUGUGCGUGAACGUGUCCUCCACAUACUUUUUCCAUGUAAAUAAUUUAUGUAUAAAAAAGGAUCAGUGUGGCUUGUUUGAUUAAUUUUUUUUAAAUUGUGUAUUUUUUUAGAAAAAAAUAUUUAUUUUUGUAUUUUUUAAUGUUUCAAAGAGGUUGGAAUGGUCUUUAGGAAAGUAGAAUAUACGAGGCGCAAUUUACAAACACUUUUAUUGAA